Messenger RNA from Lolium perenne, 863 nucleotides. Its product is annotated as quinone-oxidoreductase QR2. Gene Ontology annotation, molecular function: FMN binding; NAD(P)H dehydrogenase (quinone) activity. NCBI's taxonomy places the organism in Eukaryota, Viridiplantae, Streptophyta, Magnoliopsida, Poales, Poaceae. Gene Ontology annotation, cellular component: membrane. The record is from RefSeq and is a predicted model, not a curated record.
CACUAAUUUGAUUUCCCCUCUAUUGUUCUCUAUAAAUACACGGGCCUCAUUGCUACCAACACAAGAAGUAGAUUCAGAAACACAAAUCAAGGCCGGAAAAGAGAACUCUGCAGCAAUGGCGACCAAGAUCUACAUCGUAUACUACUCGACCUACGGGCAUGUCGCGACGCUGGCGGAGGAGAUCAAAAAGGGCGCCGACUCCGUCGCCGACGUCGAGGUCACCAUCUGGCGGGUCCCGGAGACGCUGCCGCAGGACGUGCUUGAGAAGAUGCACGCGGCGCCGAAGCGUGAGGAACACCAUGUCAUCACGGCCCGGCAGCUGGCCGAGGCCGACGGCAUCCUGUUCGGCUUCCCGACCCGGUUCGGCAUGAUGGCGGCGCAGAUGAAGGCCUUCUUCGACACCACCGGCGGGCUAUGGCAGUCUGGUGCCCUCGCCGGCAAGCCCGCGGGGGUCUUCUUCGCCACGGGUACACAGGGCGGCGGCCAGGAGACAACGGCUCUCACGGCCGUCACACAGCUCACGCACCACGGCAUGCUGUUUGUGCCGGUCGGGUGCACGCAAGGCGCCGGCAUGUUCGUCAUGGACGAGGUCAAGGGCGGCAGCCCAUACGGUGCCGGCACCUUCGCCGGCGCCGACGGCAACAGGCUGCCCAGUGAUGCUGAGCUCGCCUUGGCGGCGCAUCAGGGCAAGUACUUCGCCGGCAUUGCUAAGAAGCUCAAGGCCGUCUGAAGCCUGAUCACCAGCUGUCACGCAAUUCAUAAUACUCCCUCCGUUCAUGUAUAGAUGUCAUAGAUUGUGUCUAUGAUAUCAUCGAUGGUGUCUACAUACAUUUAAAUUUUAAUAAAUUUAAAACAUUUAUUUA